Messenger RNA from Fusarium verticillioides 7600, 6283 nucleotides. RefSeq lists its product as hypothetical. Lineage: Eukaryota; Fungi; Ascomycota; Sordariomycetes; Hypocreales; Nectriaceae. Gene Ontology annotation, biological process: inositol phosphate biosynthetic process; inositol metabolic process. Gene Ontology annotation, cellular component: cytosol. The transcript is spliced from 2 exons. The record is from RefSeq and is a predicted model, not a curated record. The coding region runs from base 2416 to 5664 and encodes 1082 amino acids. Gene Ontology annotation, molecular function: diphosphoinositol pentakisphosphate kinase activity; 5-diphosphoinositol pentakisphosphate 1-kinase activity; inositol hexakisphosphate kinase activity.
CGGGCCUCUUAUACAGGCCCUUGUUCCAUUCGCCCAGCAGCAACCGAAAUAAUUACUGCAUCCGUCUCAUGAAGAUCUUGGUCCCUGCAACGGUUAUCGCCCUGCACCUUUUUCUAAGAAAGGAAGAAAAAGGAAAUAAUCGUGGGCUAGCAACUUUCAGGAGCCUGAAGAUCCCAACGUUGCCUGUAUUUAUUGAUACCUGACGGGAUCACGGCACAGCCAUCACAUUGUCGCCUUAGCACCAAACGAGGUAAAGGCCCAACUCAUUUCUAGGCCAGAAUAAGAACCAUCAACUCCUCACAUCGACAUUCUUUUCUUGCCUAGAAUCUAUUGUCCUCUGCAUGUUGAUAUUGGUUGCAGAUAAAUGUUUCAUCUUGUUCAAAAGCAGUGGCCAAACGAGACGAGACACUCGUCAAGACAUCGCAAAAGCGUCUGUCUUAUUCUGUCCUCUAAGUUUAGGCUCGGUAGUCUAAACCUAUACCAGACCCUGCUAAUAAACGGGCCCUUUUCAUCGACGUCAGACCUUUCUGACACCUGAUUGCGAGCUCUUGGAAUUUGGUAUUAUUGGAUUCUAGAAGAUAACGGCACGAAUCAAUUGACAACCGGUCCUUUUCCUCAAUUGGUGUACUCGGUUACAAUCUCUCACGCAAGACAUUUGGGGGUGUACAAGAACGGGCAACACACACAAAGAUACCUUACUGUACCUUGACGUUGCCGUACUUUAUCAUACCUUACCUUACCCAUCUAUACGACACGAUACGACCUUGGCUCACUCUAUCUAUAUCUCGGCCGUGGAGAUAGCGGACCGUUAAUACUGGGCACCAUGAACGAGAAUAACCCACUGGACCCGGAAUUGAAUGCUGCUAGUCUGGCCGAUACCGAUGACAGCCCAGCCAAAGCCAAAGCCAAAGCCAAAGCCAAAGCACAGGCACAAGAAGAACCAGAGCCAGAACAAGAACAAGAGCCAUCGGUUAGCUCCUCCGUCUCCGCCUCCGGUGAACCUUCCGCCGCCGACUUUUCUUCCUCUCCUCGCCGCUUUCAUCCACACUCUCAUCCACCUUCUUCGUCUCUCACUUUUGGUUACGUUUCUGUUGAACAGCAUAAUAUCCCGCCCAAUCCCCCUCGCCAAUCCCGUGCUUUCUCCUCUUCAACAUCCGCCUCGCUACUCGCCAAUUCUUCUGCUGCUGCUAUCACAAGGAAGAGUCGCGGCGCCGAGCCCGUCACUCGAGACGCAUACGCUACCGCUCGCCGGGCCAGUUUCACGGCAGCUCCAAGCUCGACAACCGCCGUCUCGUCCUUGCCAAUCAGGAACCCCCGACCUCUGGCACGCACUCGCCGCGAGUCCAUGACCUCAGAUACCGCUUCUGAAGAUCAGACGCUGGCCGAUUCCCAACUUCCAGGCCCUGGAGAAGAACCCCACCAACAGCGAACUCGCUUACCGUCUGCCAACGAGAAUUCCUACACCGUAUCGUCAGAAGCUUCCAACGCCGCGAACCACCGAUUGUCUUCUUCCUCGGACUACCAGUCUAGGAGACUCUCUGGAACUUCCAUCUACUCUCUCGCAUCUGCCCGUGGUGUACUCAGCGGUUCAUCAUCAGCUCAUGGUUCAGAGCUAGGCACGCCACCGAGAUCUGUACCUGGAUUACUUUCAACAGGCAAGAGCACAGCAACAGGCCAAUCCGAAGCAGAAGUCUCCAACGUCACUGUCACUACUUCUAGCAACCAACCGGGUCAAUCAGUCGUGGGACAUCCUAAUCAGCAUCAUCUAACGCCUCGCGAUCUUCACUCGCAGCCACUUGACUUUACAAAACGAGCUAUUCGACACGACAACAUGCAGAGCAGUACGUCUGGCUUACGGCAAGGGCCCGAUAGAUCUCGCAGCCGAGCCAAGAGACGCUUUAGCGGAAGCACAGCAACUAGCAGUCACAGCCCGAGUAGCGAUCGGGGUCCCCACCAUCGAGAGAGAGAAGAGGGUAUGUUUAAUUUACCUUGCCUCUGGAAAUCCAAGGCACAUUUCCUGAAUCUAGGGUCUAAUUUGCUGCAGUGAAACCAUCACGAUUUGGUGUCAUUGGUGUGUGCGCUCUAGAUGUCAAGGCUCGAAGCAAGCCCAGCAGGAACAUUCUGAACCGACUCAUCGCCAAUCGUGAAUUCGAUGUGGUGGUCUUUGGUGAUAAGGUUAUCCUCGAUGAAGAGGUUGAGAAUUGGCCUAUUUGGUGAGUAGAUCUUCUCGGUGAGCUGAAGUAGCAUAGUGGGGUGCAUCUGUAGUGCUGCAAGGGGCACGUGCCGAAUUACCCAAAGUGAUAACUAACACCAGACAGUGAUUACCUGAUUUCCUUCUAUUCCGACGGGUUUCCACUUGACAAGGCCAUUGCCUAUGUCAAGGCUCGAAAGCCUUUCUGCGUGAACGAUGUUCCUAUGCAGCAGAUUCUAUGGGACCGACGCCUGUGCCUCCACUUGCUCGACAAGAUCGAGGUCAGGACACCAAAGCGUGUCGAGGUUACUCGUGAUGGUGGCCCUCAAUAUCUGACGCCAGAGAUGGUGAAGCAUAUCAAGGACGUAUCUGGAGUUUCUCUGGAUCCUAUUGACCCUUCGCAGACACCGCCUCCCCAAAAAGUAGAGCUGAUCGAAGACGGCAAUACUAUCAGUGUAGAUGGUCAAACACUCCGAAAGCCCUUUGUUGAGAAGCCAACAAGUGGCGAAGAUCACAACAUUAUCAUAUAUUUCCCCACAGAAGAAGGUGGCGGUGCUCGAAAGCUCUUCCGAAAGAUCGGAAACAAGAGUUCGGACUACAUCAAAGAUCUCAAUGUCCCCAGGGCCAUCACAGAACCUGGAAGCAGUUACAUCUAUGAAAGCUUUAUGCAAGUCGACAACGCCGAAGAUGUCAAAGCCUACACUGUUGGUCCAAACUAUUGCCACGCAGAGACCCGAAAGAGUCCUGUAGUGGAUGGCGUAGUACGAAGAAACACUCAUGGCAAAGAGUUGCGUUAUGUCACGGCCCUUGGUGCCGAAGAGAAAGAGAUGGCCAGCAGGAUCUCUACAGCUUUCGGCCAAAGAGUCUGUGGGUUUGAUAUGCUGCGAGCAUCAGGCAAGAGCUAUGUCAUUGAUGUCAAUGGUUGGAGCUUUGUCAAGGAUAAUGACGAUUACUACGAUCAUUGUUCCAACAUCCUGAAGGAUCUUUUUAUCAAGGAGAAAAUGAGAAAGGGUGGUGUCACUCCCCCUAUGCCUUCGCCUGCGCCAUCAGAUACAGACCCUUUCACACGAGCAUCUAAUGCGUUCAAGGAUCGUGAACAAACCCAGCCUGGUACUAAUGGAGUCCGGACGAGUAUCAAUUCCAUUGCAGGUACUACCGACUCGCAACCCGACGACUCUUCCCGUCGUGCACCCAGCGGCACAGUUACUCCUCUUCUACCCCCAGACAGCGGACUGCCUUCAAAGACGCACAGCACGCUGGCAACUCCAGCAAUCCCACCCACUCCUGUUGAUGUGACCCUGCCGGGUAUUUCAUCCGCCCCUCCAACCCAGCAGAGUGCUAUCGCGGACCCUCCAUCAGAGCAAGCAUCCAUUGUCCCUGAGCCCCCCCUGCCAACUCACUCCUGGAAGCUGAAGGGUAUGGUCUCGGUGAUUCGACACGCAGAUCGCACUCCCAAGCAAAAGUACAAGUUUACGUUUCAUUCGGAGCCUUUUAUCGCGCUUUUGAAGGGCCACCAGGAAGAAGUCUUGCUAAUUGGAGAAGCUGCACUUGGAAGUGUCGUGCAAGCUGUGGAUUUGGCCUACGAACAGGGAAUAGAGGACCGCGCUAAGCUCCGGUCUCUUCGAAAUGUUCUCGUCAAGAAGGGCAGCUGGCCUGGUACCAAGAUUCAGAUCAAGCCUAUGUUUCGAAAGAAGAAGACUGAAGAGCCUGCUAUUAGCGAAGAGCUGGUUGCCAUGACUGAGGAGAAGAAAGAUGUCACUGAAGAAGCAGGCGACUCAUCAAAGGAGGAUAAGUCCCACCAGGGUCCAAAACGACAAGAUUCGCUUUCUGGAGUGACGAUGUCCAAAUUCACCGCCGCCGAGGAGCGUCUGGUUCUCGACAAACUGCAGCUCAUUGUCAAAUGGGGAGGCGAGCCAACACAUUCGGCCCGAUAUCAGUCUCAGGAACUCGGCGAGAAUAUGCGCAACGACCUCAUGCUUCUGAACAGGGAUAUUCUGGAUGAAGUUCACGUUUUCAGCAGUUCUGAGAGACGUGUGACUACCAGUGCUCAGAUUUGGGCCGCAUCGUUCUUGGGCAAAAAGGAUAUUCCUGAGGACUUUAUCACCAUUCGCAAGGAUCUUUUGGAUGAUUCGAAUGCUGCCAAAGAUGAGAUGGACAAGGUCAAGAAGAAGCUCAAGGGACUACUACGCAAGGGCAACGAGCGUCCUGCACAGUUCACCUGGCCGGAAAACAUGCCUGAACCUUCUGAAGUACAAACAAGAGUUGUACAGCUGAUGAACUUUCAUCGACGCGUGAUGGAUCAUAACUACAAGAAGCUACAGAGUGGUGCUGUUACAUCCCUCAAUGCUAUCUCAAAUCCUAGUACGGAGAAACUAUCAGGGGAAAACUCAAGCUCAUCAAUUGCCUCAUCCCUUUCUCAAGCAAACACUCUCAACCAGAUCCAGUCAAGAUGGUGCUGUGGCGAAGAUGCUGAGCUCUUCCGGGAGCGCUGGGAGAAACUCUUCCAGGAGUUCUGCGAUGGCGAAAAGGUUGAUCCAAGCAAGAUUUCGGAGCUCUAUGACACCAUGAAGUUUGAUGCACUGCACAACCGUCAGUUCCUCGAAUGGGUAUACACGCCGCCGAACCACAUGCUUGAUGAAUACACAGCUGCUGGUGCCAGUGGCGUACCUGGAGGUUCUAACGGUACCAAGGAUGGAAAGUCGAAGGAGUCUGAGGAUGGCAAAACUUCCGAUGACAAGAGUGAUAAGAGCCACCAUCCCUCGCCUGAGGGCUCAGACAAGGUGGAUGCGGGAAGCAGAUCAGCCUCAGUCAAGAAACUGUUUAGAAGACGAUCGUUCCUUAACAAUCUGCGGCACUUCAACGAAGAGGCACCACCUGAGCAAUACUUCCGCCUGUACAAGGGCACGAAGCAGACUGCAUCUACAGCCGAUGCCCAUAACGAACCUUUGCAGGAACUCUACCGUCUCGCCAAGGUUCUGUUUGACUUUAUCUGCCCUCAGGAAUAUGGCAUUUCGGAUAGUGAGAAGCUCGAGAUUGGUCUGCUCACAUCGUUGCCACUCCUGAAAGAGAUUGUGCAGGACCUCGAGGAGAUGCAGGCGUCAGAUGAUGCCAAGUCAUUCUUCUACUUCACCAAGGAAUCACAUAUCUAUACAUUGCUAAACUGUAUCAUCGAGGGAGGUGUAGAGACCAAGAUUAAGCGCAGCACUAUCCCUGAACUCGAUUACCUUUCUCAGAUCUGCUUUGAGCUCUACGAAGCAGAGAUGAAAUCAGGCGAUGGAACAUCACCUCAUGACGCGCCUACGUUUACGUACAGCAUUCGUAUCACCAUCAGUCCUGGCUGCCACGUCUUCGAUCCCUUGCAUGUUCAACUCGACAGUCGACAUUGCAUCGGAUGUGCUCCCAGGCGAAGUUUGACACCCCACGCGGACUGGUUGCAGGUCAUCAAGACACUCCGAGCCAAGUUCAACCAGUAAGUCUUUUCAUCCGAUGACCACCGUUGCCGUGUGAAUAUCAACUAACGCCCGUGCAGGGUCAAACUACCAAAGACGUUCCUGGCAGUCAACUUGUCUGAUGCCUUUACAUUCGAGGACCUUGAACGACAAGGUAGUGAUAGCGAUGUGUUGGAGAUGAAGACUGCGCCGUCUAGAGGCAUAACCGAGCAGCCCAAAUCUCCUGAAGAUGAGGGUUCAGAGACACUUGCAACUGGUGCUGGCGAAGUUAUGAUCUCAUAGACCGGGGAAGCAAGCCCGAGAAUACCAAGAUAAGAGCAUAUCAUGUGUCUUGUGUGAUAGGGCGUCCAGAGUUCGGGACUUUGUAAUGGGGCUUGUCAGAUCACCCAACAGUGGCGUAGCUUCUGCAAGUCCCCUUGUACGUUUCAUGAUGGCGAGCUGUUGAGAGAGUAUGAUGAGUAUUGUCACGACUUGGUGUGACAUCUCGAGUUAUCUUGCAUUAUCGAAAUAGAAUACCCACAUUAAAAUAGAGGCAGGCUAGUCACGGACUGGACUGUUGUUGCUCUUAAUGAAGGUACGAGUUGGCAUGUGAAAGUAUCUUCCUGUAACCUCAAUCUGCACGCUUUCACGUAACUAGUUGUGA